This is a messenger RNA of Aspergillus bombycis, 2004 nucleotides long. RefSeq names its product putative C6 finger domain protein. The transcript has 4 exons. The record is from RefSeq and is a predicted model, not a curated record. Gene Ontology annotation, molecular function: zinc ion binding; DNA-binding transcription factor activity, RNA polymerase II-specific. Lineage: Eukaryota; Fungi; Ascomycota; Eurotiomycetes; Eurotiales; Aspergillaceae. The coding region runs from base 1 to 2004 and encodes 667 amino acids. Gene Ontology annotation, biological process: regulation of DNA-templated transcription.
AUGGCGGAGACGGCAGAUCCUGCAAGCACACCUGGCGAACUGCCAAAACAGGCCGCCGAACCAACCGAUGCGCUGGCUGCACCGACGAGCACCUCUGUCGAAGAUUCUACGUUUUCAGCCGUGGAUGUUUCUCUUCCCCCAAUAGAUAAAUCUCUGCCAGCAAUGGACACCCCUGUGACAAGUGUAGACACAACGCUUCCGCCAUUGGACCCAUCAAUACCGUCUCUACCGCCAAUUGACACAUCCUUACCUCCGAUAGACACUACCUUGCCAGCUACAGACGGAGGCUUGGGGACAGAUACACAUUUCUCGUUUGAAGAUCCGGACCCAAAACACGAUGACGGAGGACUCGGCGGGCCGGAGCCUACUACGCAUGUUUCGGCAACACCUGGUAGUAAUAUUGGUGAACAGCCAGGACCUUCCCCUGCCCCCGACUCGUCAUGGCAGCUGCCGUCCAAUGGUACACAUUCGCACCACCUACCUCCACUACAGAACCAACCAGCGCAACCGCAAUCACAGCCGCAGUAUCAGCAGCAGCAACAGCAACAUGUACCUCAACAGCAGCAUGCGCCGUCACAACAGUAUCAACCCCAGCAGACACAGCAGCAGGGUCAAAUGCAGUCGCAACCCCAGUCGCAACAAUACCAGCAGCAGAGCUCCGACAUGUAUCACAACCAUCAAGCCGGCUCUACGCCGAUGAACGCACCCUCGAUGCAGACAAUGGACCAUGGACAGACGUCGCAUGUUCCGCAAGCCCCCAUCGGAUCGCCCAUGCCCGCAAUGGCUUCGUGCGACGAAGGCCAUCCCGUCUGCCGAAACUGCGUCAAAAGUAAACGUGAAUGUUUAGGUUACGAUCCGGUGUUUAAACAACAGCCGACUCCUUCUGCUAUACAACCAGCUCCGAAUCCACAUCCGUCUCUGGUGGUCAACCCGCAAGAUCCUUCUACUUCGUCGUCGACCCCAACAUACCCUGCUGCUCCUCCGGGUUACGUGCCUGCGGUCUCUCAGCCUUUUGCUCCGUCCGAGUCUCCCAGCACGUCCACCGAAAGAUACGACUACGGCGCACCCAUCGAUCCAACAUUGGACGGAAACAGCUCUUCGAACAUGGCCAGUGUACAGAAUGCUGUAGAGGGUGGCUUGCAGCCUACUGUCAAUCCGGCGAACACCACGACAUCCUCGGACCCUACAAGCUUCAGAGUGAAACAAGUCCAAAUCAGUGAUCUUCUGGCGCUGAGAGGGAUCCCUCCUCCCCCACCUCAUCCUAUCACUGCUAUUCAACCGAACCGCUUAGAAGAAAUCAAGGCGGUGUUCCUUGCCACAUAUGCUCCUGCCAUUGACAAAUUCUUCGAGACGCGUUGGUUCCAGGAGAAGGCUUUGACUCACCUUUUGGCCAAUGCGCAGCUCAUGGCCGAGUAUUCGGCGUUAAUUGAGGCAUUCAACGAUCAGAACAUCAAUGAUCCGAAUGUCAUAGCACGACUAGAAAGCUUUGAAGCUCAUGGCCAAGAUUAUGACUUGUUAGCCUCUUCUAAACGACUGGACGUCAUUGAGUCCAUGAUUACGGGCGAACAUGUGGACUCGAACCCCUUAGCCCAGUUUCCUGCCAGAGAAACGCCCACAAAUCCGCCGUGUCUAUCAGAUCAGUUAGCGCAACGAUCGCUGGAUUUCUGGAGCGCAAUUGGCCACUUUCUUACGCUCCAUGACAACGAGGCGAGUUCAGCCAAAGAAAUUGACGAUACGCUAGGUCGUUGCCGCACGCUGUUGGAUACGUUUGAAAACCGUGAUGUUAUCUAUUCAAUCGCUAUCGCGCGUCAUCUCGGACAGCGCUGGGCAGAUUUCCCGCGCAGCUUCCCCCAGCCCAUCACAACGAACGAGAAGGAUGCCGGGGCUAAGCUCUACGUUGCACAGAAGUUCCUCGAACAAGAAGCGGGUGGGAAAGGCACCACGCAAGUCAUCAAACGUAUUUGCGGUAUGGUGGUCCGUUCCUGGUUCGUAUCACGGGAGUAA